Molecule: messenger RNA, 4832 nt
Organism: Anopheles darlingi
Lineage: Eukaryota; Metazoa; Arthropoda; Insecta; Diptera; Culicidae
Gene: Mct1
Product: monocarboxylate transporter 12
Exons: 5
Coding region: 2143-4170 (675 amino acids)
Biological process (GO): transmembrane transport; monocarboxylic acid transport
Molecular function (GO): monocarboxylic acid transmembrane transporter activity
Source: RefSeq, a predicted model, not a curated record
AGUAGUAUAGGACAUUCGUGCGUGCGCGCCCGUAUAUGUGUUUGUGUGCGUUCUUAUUGUGCGCGAAGAUACGACUUGCUCAAAUCCUGCCACUAUAACAACACUACAAUUGCUACAAACUAAACUCUAAACUCUAUAUUUAUCGGCAUACAGGGCGCCACAAUCCCCUGUAAAACACAUCUAUUAGGGACCCCCACCUAGUGGCCGUACUAAUGGAAGAAUGUAACUGAUAAUGACACAGUCACUGAUAAUGAGACUCGGUACUAAGGUCAUCCUAAGCAGGAUUUGAUACCCUGGAGUUUCGUGAAUCCUACCUAGAACUCGUGCAAUGGAUCAACGGGGCCGGUGCCCUGAACGCUAGCAAACACACGUGGCAGUAGAUGCGCCUGUUCACCAUCGCUCGGCAUGGCGUUGGAGAUCUUUGCUUGGAACGUGCGGAUCAGAAUUCCCCAGCUCCUCGAUGUGUUGAGACCACGCACGCAUAUGGAAUAAACUGUGGCCGAAAGGGAGUUGCUCUGCGGUGGUGGACUCACAUGGCGCUAGACAUGACAUGCAUGGAGCUCAUCGCUUGAGGUGUCCGGAGUGAACCACGCGCUGCAAUUUCGCUUGCAUUACCAACACCAUAAACUGCAGCAUGCUGUUUACGGCGCCGGCUCGAACCCACGAUACGGUCAUUCAUCCGGCCUUCAGAAUGCAUACGCGAUGCAGUCUAUUUUCAAGCAAGCCAAGCAAAUAUCGAUGUGGAACAAACACACACACACACACACACACACACACACACACACACACACACACACGCGCGCGCGCACACGCGUGUUGUCUCUCUGUAGGGGAGGAGUGCGGUAUACUAUUUUUACCCUUGGCACGAUCGGGGACAAUCGCUGCACAGAGGAAAUAACGUUGCACAGCAGAACAGAAAAAGAAGAAGUUGAUGGAGUGUGAUGGGGAGGAAGUGGGUUGAGUAGUGGCCUACUACUACUACGCUUGUUACUGUUAGUUUUUACGCGCAGCAUCCUCCCCCACCCCCCUCCCUCAUAUUUUUUUGCGCUCCUCGUGUCACGUUCUAACGUUUUUUUUUCUUUUCGCUGACUUAGAUCACACACUUGCGGGGAGCGAAGAGCGCAGAGAAAGAAGGCGAGGGGUAAUGCACUGUGGGUUGUGCUACUGCUACCUCAGCAGGAGAAAGGGGAGGGACUGCCUGCACGUUGUGUUUAUGUUGUACCGAUCGUCUUGCCGAUCCACCUGGCGAUGCCGAAGUGGCUGUGACGCUGGAAUGCGGAAGGCUGAAUCAGAGGAGCAUGCGUGUAAGGAUCAGAAGAGCUCCCGAAAGAUCGGGACAUCCGGAGCGUGCGAGUGUUUUUUCAGCCUGCGCCGAUCGACGAUGCCUGGUCGGGCCGUCUUGGGCCGUCCAUGGCGACACCGAUGGCCAUCAUUAUCGAAACACACACACACACACACACGUGGGCGCGCGAGUCGCAUCAGACUGAGCCCGAAGCAAAGGAGCCCAGCUAGAUGAUAAGCGCGCGCGCCCGAGCAAAGCUAAGCCCGGAGCUGAGCAGAGUGCGAGUGCAAGCGAUGCACCCGUCGACCGGUCCCCCAGUCGAUCAUCGGCCUACCAAGCGAACGGGCGAACACCCAUUACUGCUGCUGACAGCGUGAAAGGGUCGGUGAAACCGAAAGUUUUGUCGAUCGGUUUUGUUGUACCGUGUGCUUCGAGUGUCAAAGGGCGCGUGCGUGUGUGGCACGUGAGCGGAGCGGAGUGCGUGACCGUGCCUUGCUAUCGAUUACGUCUGAUCGAUUACCAACCAAACAGAGCAACGCAGUCCCGGCAGUCGAGCGGCAAGCGCUGAAUCUGAGGUUGUGGCGUGCAGGGUUAGAACCAGAGGCUACAUCACCCAUAGGGCUGGACAAAUGGCGGCAUCAAGCUGAGGCUAAGCUGUUUAGGUCAAACACCAAGUGCGCACCGUUUGGGUGUGCCACUCGCCGCUCCUAGGAAAUCCCGGAUAGACAAUACUGCGACCACGACCCCCUCACCCCCUCCCCACUCCUCUCUCUUUCUAUCUCUCUCUCUCUCUGCCCUCUCUUUCAUUGCACUCACUCACUCGAUCCAUAAUCGCUACUGGACACUGCUAGCGGAGCAGGAUGACUCACGGACCACCAGCCAGCCGCAAGCGCCAACAGCAGCAGCUCAACAGUGACAUCGAACAGAACAUCCACGAUGUGACCCGUGAACUGGAGGAGGAGGGGCUGCCAACGCCACCGGACGGUGGCUGGGGCUGGAUGGUGGUGCUGGCCUCCUUUAGCAUUCACAUUAUUACUGAUGGUUUGACGUACUCGUUCGGUAUCUUCUACUCCGAGUUCUUGACGUACUUCAACGAAGGCAAAGGCUAUACGGCAUGGAUCGCCUCGAUCCUGGUUGGAGUAACACUGUGCUCGGGUCCGAUUUCGUCGUCGCUGGUCAACCGGUACGGUUGCCGGGCGGUGACGAUAGCUGGGGCGCUGCUGGCCAGCGCCUCGCUCGCCGUCAGCAUGUUCGCCACCAGCGUGCUCAUGCUGUUCAUAACGAUUGGCGUCGGGACGGGGCUGGGCCUGGGGCUCAUCUACCUGCCCGCCAUCGUUAGUGUGACGAUGUACUUCGAGCGGUUGCGCUCGCUGGCGACCGGUAUCGCCGUGUGCGGUUCCGGUCUCGGUACCUCCAUCUUUGCCCCGCUCACCGAAACCCUGAUCAAGCGCUUCGAGUGGCAGGGAGCGUUGCUGGCCAUCGCCGGCAUCGUCCUGAUCUGCGUCAUUUUCGGUUGGAUGUUCCGACCGCUGAAGCCAUCGACACCGGCGGAUCGCCGUGGUCGACUGGAGUCCGCGGUGUCCGCGACCGCGAUCGUUACCGAUCCAGCCACCGUUCCACUGCAACAACAGCAACAACAGCAGCAACAACAACCACAACAUUCCACCGAACGAAGUGCGACCGGAUUUAAGACCAUCCAAGGCACCAGCGAAACGAGCGGCGGCGGCAACCUGGCGCGCUCGAACAGCCACGGCAUUCUUGCCGGCAACAGCCCCCGGAUCGACCAGAAUGGCCACUCGGUGAGCGGUCACAACCUCGACAAGCGAACGUUGGCUGACGAUGAGAAGCACUUUGGCCGCAGCCAACCGCUCCUAGCAGUGCCAGGUGACGAUCACCAGCUGCAACAGCAGCAGGGACAGCAGGGCCAAUCAGAUCAGCAGCAUGGGUCGGUCGGUACGCUGAAGCACGCCGAGAGCGGAACGAUGUACCGAAAGGACGCUCUGUACACCGGCUCCGUGCACAACAUCGCCUCACGACACCCAUCCCAGGUCAACCUUGCCACGUACGAGAAGGGUAGCUACGGUUCGGUGCAGGGUGACGGAUGCAGCAAUGGUCGAUUAGUGCCGGGCCGGACUGUCGGAAGUGGUAGGUCAUCGGUGGUGGGGGGACGAGCCGCGUCACCGACCAACCAGGAGGAACGCUGCCUCGGUUGCAUCCCCUGUUCGCGCGAAACCUGUGACACAUUCCGCGAGAUGAUGAACUUUUCCAUCCUGAAGGAUCCAGUGUUCAUCGUGUUCACCGUGUCCAACUUCCUCACGAGCGUCGGCUUCAAUGUACCGUACGUCUACCUCACCGAGCAGGCGCUCGCUACCGGUAUCGAUACGAAGCAGGCGAGCUACCUGCUCGGCAUCAUCGGUAUCGCCAACACGCUCGGCCGCAUCGUCCUCGGCUACCUGUCAGACAAGACGUGGGUCAACCGGCUGGCCGUUUACAACAUUUCGCUGUCGGUUUGCGGCGUCGCGACCGCCCUUUCCGUCCUGUGCUACAACUUCGAGACGCUCGCCGUCUACUCGGGCAUCUUUGGCUUCACGAUCGGGGCGUACGUCGGUCUUACAUCGGUUAUACUAGUCGAUCUGCUCGGGUUGGAGAAGCUCACCAAUGCGUUCGGGCUGCUGCUGCUGUUCCAGGGUAUUGCCUCGCUCAUCGGACCACCGAUUGCUGGGUGGCUGUAUGACUAUACGCUCUCGUACGGUCCCGGGUUCGUAAUGGCUGGCACGGCGAUUGGCGUCAGCGGUCUCAUGCUGUUCGGUAUACCCGCGCUCCAGCGAUACCUUGUCAGGAGACGCACCCUCACCGACCAGGCUACGAUCGGUAUUCCGCUGCACUGAGCGCUUGAGUUGUACCAAGCGCUCUCACUCAUAAGAACCACCCUUCCGAUCUUCCCCACCCCUUUCUCUGGGGGUUGUUGGCCUUUGCUUCCUUCGUCGCGUUCCGCAGAUGUACAGCCUGUUAGCCUGUAAGUUAAUAAAAGCAAUGCGUACGCCCUAAACUGAAAACGACAACAACAACAACACUGCUUCUAAGCUCUAAAGUCGUAUCUAAAGCUUUCCUAACACCAGAGGGCGCUAUAAGGUACUUAUGUACAGGGAGAACGCCUGAACGAUCUGAUCGAAAGUUAAAGGCGACCUGCAUUUUGAGUUUUGCUUUGAGAUUCUUUAUUAAUUAAAAAUCGAAUUUAGAAUAGAUGUUGGUUGUAACAGUAACAACACCAUGCCGCCACACCACACAGCUAUGUGUUCACCGCGGUAAGAGUGAUCCUAACUAUCUGUCGCGGAGUUUAGUGUGUACGAAUUUGUGUGUGUGGAACAGGGGUGUCCCGCGACGUGCCAAGCGGAAGAUCACGAGUUCGUACAGGGAGCGCAUGAUGGGAACCGUCUCGCACAAAGCACGCGUGUGUGAGAUUAAGAAGAAGAAAGAGAAAAAAACGGAUGGGCAAGCAAUGCCGCUACGGGACGGGGACCCUUGAUUAUCGGCUGUUAUAUAUAUAUAU